ACAGUUGACCAACAGCCAAUCAUAUGCACAGACGCGCCAGGAGAUCGUGGGGCCAUUUGCUGGUCACUCAGAAUUGUGCUGGUGCAUUGGGGCGACUACGCCUCAAAAACUCUCUCAGGACUGUCUGGAUUGGCUAUCUGCAUGGGUCAGACCGAUGUUCCUGAGAGGAGCCAUCAAUUAGGACUCAUGGCCAAGAUAUACAAUCAAGCUGAGCGGGUGUUCAUUCUUCUUGGGGAGAGCGCAGAUAAGAGCGGCUCGGCAAUCGAGUGGCUCCAUCAGAUAGAUGAUCCUGAUUUCCGCUACGAGCUCCCUUACAAACAUUCAGAAGAACGGAUCAUACGACCAGAAACCCAGAUGCUGGAAUCACUCUUCAGCCGACCAUGGUUCAAUCGCAUAUGGGUCCUGCAAGAGGGCAAUUCUUUCAAAGACCGCCAUCGUAUACUACGGCGAAAAGUCCAUUGCUUGGGAUGCCUUCAAAAACUUCAAAGAAUUCAACGUUUUCGCGAAGUGGGUUGAGCAUUUGCCACAAGUCGUGGGCGUCGUCAGAUUACUACAGCCGACAAUUUCGCAGUCGAAUACCAAAUGUUGAUGGAACUACUCCAAGCUCGACAUUGCGGAUCCUCAUGACAAAAUUUAUGCCCUCCUCCCACUGCUUUAGCAUGCCGAUGUUGCGACAUACUUGAUAAAACAGCAUCGGCCUCGAAC
This is a messenger RNA of Hyaloscypha bicolor E, 705 nucleotides long. RefSeq lists its product as uncharacterized. Bases 142 to 516 code for a protein of 124 amino acids. The record is from RefSeq and is a predicted model, not a curated record. The transcript is spliced from 2 exons. Lineage: Eukaryota; Fungi; Ascomycota; Leotiomycetes; Helotiales; Hyaloscyphaceae.